This is a messenger RNA of Galleria mellonella (greater wax moth), 5301 nucleotides long. RefSeq lists its product as uncharacterized. Gene Ontology annotation, biological process: proteolysis. The coding region runs from base 164 to 4807 and encodes 1547 amino acids. The transcript has 23 exons. Gene Ontology annotation, molecular function: dipeptidyl-peptidase activity; serine-type peptidase activity; RNA binding. NCBI's taxonomy places the organism in Eukaryota, Metazoa, Arthropoda, Insecta, Lepidoptera, Pyralidae. The record is from RefSeq and is a predicted model, not a curated record.
AUUAAACCGUAGAGUAGAUAAACAGGCAGAGACGGAGAAAAAGAAUAAAACAAAAACAAAAUGGCGGAUUAUUGGCUUCUGUGAAGAAGCACGCUGUAAUUUUUUAAAUUGUAUUGUAAACGAUAUAAGAGUCUACAUUUUGUUAUAUUUUACAAAAAGAAGGAUGCGUCGCAAAAGUGAUCGAAAUGCAAGCAAAAAGCUGAAAUCUUCACCUGAAAAGAAAGUCGAAAAAGUAAAGCGUACACGUUCACGUCGUAGAAAAUCUACUUCUUCUGAAAAUGAAUCUGCAGAGGAGACAAUUGCUCAAGAGUCGGAACCUGUAGUUAAUACCGAUCUAGAAAAAAAAACUCUACAAGCAACUGUAAAAGCCGAUAGUCCUGAGGAGGCACAAGACCAGGUAUGGCAUGUCAAAGCCACAGAGAGUGGUGAUAUGGGCGAGAUACAGAAAUUAAAAAUUUGUUUAACACGCCCGUCCUCUACUCCUGAAAGAGUGGAUAGAUCUCCACGAAGCAAGAGGAAACAUUCUCGCGCUACUAGUUCUAGUGAUACACCGAGUAUCGAAGGAGUGGAUGAUCGAAAGAAAAGUAAACAUCGCACUAAACGUGCUACACGUGAAUCUAAAGAUGGAUCAGAAAAGAAUCACGAUAGUCAAGAAGAACAGGACAGGGAAGUAGAUGCGGUCUACGCAGAUGGUGAUACUCAGGUAACCCAAAGCACUGAAAAAAUACAGGAUACAGUUCUAGAUGAGAUUCCCAUGUCUACUACUAGUGAUGACCCCAAAAUAAAUGAUAAUUUAAAUGAUGCUAAUGAAAUACAAAAGGAAGAAAUGAAAAUAGAUGUGGAACAAAGUAAGCCAUCUGAUGCUGACACAACUGUUGUUUCUCCAAGAGCUGAGCCAACAGCAGUGGUUGCAUUAGUUACUGAAACAGUAAUGGGUUCACAAGAAAUUGAAACAACAGUAGUAUCAGCUAAGAUUGACAUAAAAGAUUCUGAAGAUAAAAUAUCUGAAAAAGAUAGUUCCGAGUCAAAUUUAAGUAUGUCUAUUGACAAAUCUGAGGUUCUUGAAAUUCAUGCAGAGGAAAGUAAGUGUGAGUCAUCAGAUAAUGAGAUGAAGACACGAGAGGUUUCUGUGGAAAAGGCUGUUGAUGAAGACAAGGAAUUAAUUUGUGAAAAGGUAAGUAAAAUAGAAGAACAAAACAGCAGUCUUACAAAGGAUGCAGAGUCUGUUCACCAAGAAGAUAAUAAAGAUACUAAUCAAUCUGAUGUUGUAGAGAAAUCAGAUACCAUGGAUAUAGAAAGGAUAAGGAAAAAUUCAUCUGAUGCUGGUGAUAAGGUAGAGAGUAGUGAAGUAAGGCAUAAAAGUAGAGACAUUGAACACUCUGAUUUAAUACAAUCUACACAUGAAGAAAUUGUACAAAAUGGUGCAGCCGCACCUAUCACAUUUAACAGAAAACGAAGGUGGGGCUCCCGUCCUUCAAAAGUUACAACGCAAAAGUCUAUAACUAUAUCUACUGAUGUUCUUAAAGAGAUAAUACCUGAUGUUAAACCUGUAGAAUUUGCCGAAGUUAUUGAGGAGAAAAAAAAUAAAAGGGAAGUGAGUGAAAAAGUGGAUAGACCUGUAUUGCCAAAAAUUAUUAUAGAUAACACAGAGAAUUUAGAACACAAUAGAAAGGUAAAGGAAAAUGAUGAAAGUGAUAAAGACAGAUCUAGAGACUCGCAUUUGGCAUCAAAUAGAAAAAUAUCAAUAGUUAAAGACAACGAUAGCAUUAUUGCAAGGCCACCAAGUCCACCCAGACAUAAACAGUCAAAUAUAUUGUACAUAACAAAUUUGGUGAGGCCAUUUACUUUACCACAAUUAAAAAAUUUGUUACAAAGAACAGGAAGAAUUGAAGAAAAUGGAUUUUGGAUAGAUAGAAUAAAAUCAAAAUGUUUUGUUAAAUAUGGGACUGAAGAUGAAGCAGUGGAGACCAGACAUGCACUUCAUGGUGUUACAUGGCCUGUCUCAAAUCCUAAGACAUUGCAAGUAGAUUUCUCUACCCAAGAAGCUUUUGAUAAGGCUAAGCUGAAUGAAGAAACGGACAACAAUCAGACUUCAACAAUACCAGGCACAGUGGAGGAUUGGCUACGGGAGCAGGACAUCAAACGUGAAAGAGGAGAACUGGAGAAACCAUGGGAACGGAAGGCAGCAAUGCGAGAAUGGGACCUUGGUAAAGGUGAAAAAGAUAAGGAAAAGGAUAAACUGAGAAAGGAUGACCGGUUACCUGACAAGAGACGACAUCGUAGUCUUGAAAGGAGCCCAGAACCAGCAAGAAAAUUCAAGAAGAAGGAAGAGGAAGCACCCGCCAAACUACUUGAUGAUCUAUUUAGAAAGACUAAAACUACACCCUGCAUAUAUUGGUUGCCGCUGUCUGCUGAAACUAUCGCAGUAAAGGAGGAACAGAGGCGACAACAUAUGGCGGAGCAUGAACGGCGAUUCUCGCCUUUGUACAUAUCGGGAAUUAAAUCUCUUCCUCUUCUCGAUAAUGAUAGGCUAGUGUGUAGGAAUGUUGUGUGGGACACACGAUGGUACGUUCUGGCAGUGCUAGCAGCAACUGCUGCUGCUCAAGAUCCAUUCACUCUCAGAGAAUUUGUGAAUGGAAAUUUUGCACAGAGGGGUUUCAACGGGACCUGGAUUUCAGAUACGGAGUUCACAUAUACCAUUUCAGGCGAGGACGGUAUUUAUUUAUUUAAUGUGGAAACUCUUAACAGUACCGACCUUGUUGAUCCAGAGUUAUUGAAACUACUAAACACCACUCGGCCUGUAUUAUCUGCUGAUAGAAACUACAUUUUGGCUGCUAGUGAAGUUCAAGGAGUCUAUCGAUAUUCAACUACGGCCAAAUAUACGCUUUACAAUAUUGAAACAAAUGAUAUAUUCGAGAUAGCUGGUCACCAACGCUUGCAGCUUUGUAUCUUCGGCCGGGGACACUCACUUGCUUAUGUGCUGAACAACACUUUGUAUUAUUUGCCUGAGAACAGUAUCAAUCCAAUAAAACUCACAGACGAUGGCAUAGACGGAGUUAUAUACAACGGACACACAGACUGGGUGUAUGAAGAGGAUGUCAUGUACACAGGACAAGCUACUUGGUUUUCUACGAAUGGUUCUUACUUGGCUUUUGCUAGUUUCAAUGACACAGAGGUUGAAACUUACUCGUAUUACCACUACACGGGCACGUCGGACCCAGACGAUCUUUACCCUGAGCUGUAUCAUCUGAAAUAUCCUAAGGUCGGUCGUGUGAAUCCUUCAGUAAGUUUAUACGUAGUUGACCUCAAUUCUCUGGUUGAAGAUAAUAAUUUGAAUUUCUUGAGGUUGAAUGCUCCCGAAGAGGUAACCGAAGACCACAUACUCGGUGGAGUGACAUGGCCCACCGAUAAUGAAAUCGCUGUUCACUGGCUUAACAGGCGGCAGAAUUACACUAUUCUUAGAAUUUACAACGUGCUCAAUAUCAGCGAUUAUGUUGAUGAACGAAGAGCGGAACCUAAUGGCUGGGUUCCGAUUGCAUUGCCUCAAUUUAGUAGCGAUGGUUCAUACUACGUGUCCACCCGCUGGUCCCAUCCUCAAAUUGAUGGAAGAAUAUGGCAACAUCUCUACCUCAGCUUGAGAAUCGGCAACAAGAUCGAAUCCAGUUCAAUAACACCGGGAUUGGCUACUGUUAACAGUUUUGUCGGGGUGAACGAGGACGGUCCAUAUUUUUACUACACACGCACGGUUCCCGGGAGUCAGUGGCGGUCUGAACUCCGUCGUGGGGGCGCGAGGGACGGGUGUAUCAGCUGUAACAUUCAGCUGCCAGAGGGAGGACCGUGCACUUGGGUUACGGCCACCGCGAGUCGCGGCGGUAGAUACCUGUCUGUCACCUGUUCUUCGCCCAAUGAACCCUCAGCCACUUAUAUAGUCGACCCGUUACAAACCAGUGUGACCAAUGCAAUUCUUUAUGUAUGGGAGACAAACAGUAUAGUGCGAGAACGGCUUGUUGAGAAGUCUCGUCCGGAAAGCGUUAUAUUCACGGUGCCACUGGAGAACGGUAUUCAAGCGCCUGUCCGAUUGCACAUUCCACCCGGCGUCGAUUUGAAUGAUACCUCGACGCAGUACCCCCUGAUCUACUACGUAUACUCCGGCCCUAAUACCAAUACAGUGUAUGAUACAUUUACAGUUGGAUAUCAUUCAUAUAUUACAACAAAUCACAAUGCGAUCUACAUGAUAGCGGACGGCCGCGGCGCCGGUCUCAACGGCCAAGAUAUUCUGUAUUCACUGAACAACAGACUUGGUACUGUGGAGAUAGAGGACCACUUGGUGAUUCUCAGACAAGUCCUGGAUCGAUACCCAGCAAUCGAUCGCGAUCGUAUCGGCAUUUGGGGUCACAGUUACGGUGGCUACGCAACUCUGCUGACACUCAUCAAAGAUGAAGAGCAUCUGUUCAGGUGCGGUGUUGCUUCGGCCCUUGUUACUUCGUGGAUAUAUUACAAUACAAUGUAUACGGAGCGAUACAUGGGGCUGCCUACUGAAGAAGACAAUCUAUCAGGCUACGAAAACGGCGACAUAACAUUGUUGGCUGAGAAACUGAGAGGGCAUGACUUCUUUAUAAUUCACGGCAACGCUGACGACAAUGUGCACUAUCAGAACGCAGCCAAACUGCUGCGAGCGCUUCAGCAGCUAGAUAUACCAUUCAGGCAAAUGAGUUAUCCAGAUGAGGCGCACUCCCUCGCAGGCGUGAACUGGCAUAGAUAUGACGUAAUGAAUCGCUACUGGCAACAAUGUUUGAACAUACCUUAAAUGAAUUUCGUAAAAUGCUCUACUGGGAUGUGUUCCAUACAAGUACAGUCAUCUGUAUAUGCAAAUAUUUUUCUAUUUUGUUAAAAUAACAAUUUAUUAUAAUUAUUAUUGGCUAAUCAAUGCAUCUAUAGGUAUGAGUAUACAAAAAAAGUAAGAUACAUUGGUAAAGAUACUACAUAGCAUUGAACACGUCAUUUGUAUAAUAUUUAUAUUGAAAUAAAAUAUAAAUAUUAUACAUUCCAUUGUACGUUAAGAGUUUUUAUUCAUUCAUUCCCAUUCAAGGUUAUAGUUGAAACUGAAAUUUAAAAAAUGAACGUGUAUAAGUAUAUGUAGUAUAAUAUAAUAAAUUCUAUUACUUACCUACUUAUUUCUUUUUUUUGUUUCGUUUAAACAUGUAUAAAAUUGAAUAUAGGUAUUGCACAAUCCGUGUAAUAUUAUUGUUAAUCAUUAUUUAUUUAAAUUCAGUGUUAAAUAAAAUAAAUAUUAUUCUAUAA